Cinara cedri is the source of this 408-nucleotide messenger RNA. Lineage: Eukaryota; Metazoa; Arthropoda; Insecta; Hemiptera; Aphididae. The record is from the annotation of a GenBank genome assembly.
AUGAGCUGGAAAAAGGGCCUCCUGAGUGGCUGGCGUUUUACAUCUUUAUGGGGUAGCAUGAUCAGUGCUAUGUACUGUGAACUUUUCAAGGAGCGCGUAGACCCGAACAGCAUAUAUGCUGUUCAGGGUGUUGACAUAUUUAUACUGCCUUCGAAACGUGUUGACAAAUCCAUCAGUUUGGCACUGGCAGAAAAAAUUGGUCUAGUAGUUCAUGAAGAGAAAACAUCCUCCACCUCAAUUGGCGAGUUUUUGAAGUACAGAUAUCACAGAAAUAAGAUCGAUGUGUAUCCAGCGAGAACGGUUCGGAGCAUUUUUUACGCAAAACCGUGGCCUGAUAAAUACGCCGUGGUAAACCCGUAUCAGAUUGCAACAUCUGUUGCAAUAUUUGUUAUAUCAUUUAUAUCAUAA